This is a messenger RNA of Balaenoptera ricei (Rice's whale), 2824 nucleotides long. RefSeq names its product mas-related G-protein coupled receptor member F. NCBI's taxonomy places the organism in Eukaryota, Metazoa, Chordata, Mammalia, Artiodactyla, Balaenopteridae. Bases 985 to 2016 code for a protein of 343 amino acids. Gene Ontology annotation, cellular component: membrane. Gene Ontology annotation, molecular function: G protein-coupled receptor activity. Gene Ontology annotation, biological process: G protein-coupled receptor signaling pathway. The transcript is spliced from 3 exons. The record is from RefSeq and is a predicted model, not a curated record.
GGCGGGCAGCUCGCGGGGACCGCCUUCCCGCGCAGCCAAUGACCGGCGCCUGCCCGGCCCCGCCCUGCCGGCCAGGGGCUGAGGGGCGCGCGCGUGGCGGCCUAGGAUGGAAUUCCGGGGGAGUCAGGAGGAGGAGGGGCACGGCAGCCUGCGGCCAGGCUGUGCCCCCGCAAGGCUCCUCCUCCGCUGACAGCCUCAGUUUCCCGCCUGCACAGUGGGAGGGAUGGGUGCUUGCGGGCGGGGGCCGAGGUCAGGUUGGGGGACCGGAGUCAAUUCGAGUGCACCCGGGGCGGGCGGACCAAUGAGCUCUGCCGGAGGAGGGCGGACAGGUCUCAGGCAGGGACGCCCCCUCCCCGGCCUGUCACUACUUCUCCCAGGCCUCCAACCUGCAGUCCUGGCCGAGUCCAGCUGCCCCUGCUCCAGCCUGGAGCCGGGGCCACCGUAGCAGCCUCGAGGCUGGUGCCGCCUCCAGCCCUCCUGUCUCUGCAGCCGCUCUGGUCCUGCAGGUACACAGAUCUGCAAAGCUGCAGUGUGUGCGGCGGUUAGGGGGUGCGCCCUGGGCAGGUGACCUCACCUCCCUGCCCUCGUCAUAGGGGAGUGACUACACCUGCCUCGUAGCUGGUACCCAGGACCAGACAGGAGGAGGGGUGUAAGCGAGCAGGCACUCACUGACCCGGGGUGGAUGGUGGCGACAGCAACGCCGGUUCUGAUGUGCGAGGUGCCCUGCCUUCCAGGCGUGUGUAGGGGAAAGACCAGACACCGUAAUACGUUACAAACUCAAGGCCCAGGCAAAAGUCUCCUCCUCCAGGAAGCCUCCUUGCCGGAAAUGAUCUUUCCUCCCCCACUCUCCGGUCUGGGACUGAACCCCUGUCCCACCCCUGGCUGGACACAAAGGUGGUGUCCAAGAAAUGUGUGCAGGCGGGUUGUGCACGCUGGUGAGCUGUGAGCGGAGCCGUAAGGAAUCUGGACUCACCAGGCCUGGGGAUGGCUGGAAACUGCUCCUGGGAGGCCCAUCCCACCAACAGGAACAAGAUGUGUCCGGGAGUGAGCGAGGCCCCGGAGCUCUACAGCCGCGGCUUCCUGACCAUCGAGCAGAUCACCAUGCUGCCGCCGCCAGCCGUCAUGAACUACAUCUUCCUGCUUCUCUGUCUGUGCGGCCUGGUGGGCAACGGGCUGGUCCUCUGGUUUUUCGGCUUCUCCAUCAAGAGGAGCCCCUUCUCCACCUACUUUCUGCACUUGGCCGGCGCGGACGUCGGCUACCUCUUUAGCAAGGCCGUGUUCUCCAUCCUGAACACGGGGGGCUUCCUGGGCUCGUUUGCCGACUACGUCCGCGCAGUGUCCCGGAUCCUGGGGCUCUGCAUGUUCGUCACCAGCGUGAGCCUCCUGCCAGCCAUCAGCUCAGAGCGCUGCCUGUCGGUCAUCUUUCCCUCUUGGUUCUGGCGCCGUCGGCCCAAGCGCCUGUCGGCCGUGGUGUGCUCCGUGCUCUGGACCCUGUCGCUGCUGGUCACCAGCAUACACAACUACUUCUGCAUGUUCCUGGGCCGCCAGGCGCCCGGGACGGGCUGCGGGCACAUGGACGCCUUCCUGGGCAUCCUCUUCUUCCUGGUCUUCUGUCCGCUCAUGGUGCUGCCCUGCCUGGCGCUCAUCAUGCACGUGGAAUGCCGGGCCCGGCGGCGCCAGCGCUCGGCCAAGCUCAACCACGUCAUCCUGGCCAUGGUCUCGGUUUUCCUCGUGUCCUCCAUCUACUUGGGGAUCGACUGGUUCCUCUUCUGGGUCUUCCAGAUCCCGGCCCCCUUCCCCGAGUACGUCACCGACCUGUGUAUCUGCAUCAACAGCAGCGCCAAGCCUGUCGUCUACUUCCUGGCCGGCAGGGACAAGUCACAGCGGCUGUGGGAGCCCCUCAGGGUGGUCUUCCAGCGGGCCCUGCGAGACGGGGCCGAGCCGGGGGAGGCGGGGGGCAGCACACCCAACACGGUCACCAUGGAGAUGCAGUGCUCCUCGGGGAAUGCCUCGUGAGAGGCCAGCACCUGGAGGGGAGGCGGGGGCCAGCUGGAGUGGCCUCCAGAGACCCUUCGCGGAGGGACAGGAUCUGGGCAGCAGCCCUGGGGCCCGAGCGCAAGGAGAAAACUCUGCUCCCCGCCCGCGUGCCGCCGUCUCCCGCGGCCGAGGCUCUGGGGGUGGCCGGCAGACAGAAGAGCUGCUUCCAAACAGACCCCGUGGCCUCACCAGGCUCCCCCCAGCUAUACCUCUUUCCAUGACCCACUGUGCAGAAGUUGCCCCCGGGCGGUGGGCCGGGUGUGGGGCUCCUCUCCGCCCCAGGAUGCCCAGGAAAGGAGAGGGGGGGUCACGCAGCCCAUCCACCUCCUGCCCCAUCAGCCAGCCCAUCGCCCGUCGGGCCAGCAGCUUUGUCCUGCUGUUGGGACACCUGCUCUCUCCUUUCUGCCCCGUCAGGGCAACACUGUGAGCAGACCUCCAGGAAAGGGUGCCACCUGGGAGACGCUUCUCCUUAACCCGCCUGGGGGCCCAGUCUUUCUGCACAUGACGUCCCCCUUGGUGGCCGAAAUGGGGGAGCCUCUGGCACGGCGAGAGCCUGGACGCAGGAAAGACCGCGUCGGCUGGCUUGAGUGGCUCGCUCUCGUCUCUGACUCCAUGCCAGCCGCCCGGUCUGAGGGGCUCCGGAAGGCCGUCCAGGCAGUCUCUGGGCCAUAGCCCCACCCAGAAGUGGGCACUGGCUCUAGCUGGCCACCUCAGCCACCUACAAGCACGGUGGCCCAGUUUGAUGAAAGAUAAUACAUGUAUAUCAAUAAACGUUUUCUAUCUUGCA